Westerdykella ornata is the source of this 1495-nucleotide messenger RNA. Its product is annotated as ATP phosphoribosyltransferase. The record is from RefSeq and is a predicted model, not a curated record. Bases 433 to 1455 code for a protein of 340 amino acids. Gene Ontology annotation, molecular function: ATP phosphoribosyltransferase activity; magnesium ion binding. Gene Ontology annotation, biological process: L-histidine biosynthetic process. The transcript is spliced from 3 exons. Gene Ontology annotation, cellular component: cytoplasm. Lineage: Eukaryota; Fungi; Ascomycota; Dothideomycetes; Pleosporales; Sporormiaceae.
UGUGAGUGCAGCUUCAAUUUUCUUUCCCGUUACCGAUUGCGCAUAGCACACUUCAUUUGGUCGGCCCAAUUGCUCUCUGAGUACCCUUGCACCAUCAUCUCCAUACCCCUCUUGGACAAAUUCUCUGUUCAAUAGCUUCAGUCGUGCUCAACAGUUUGCACCUACACAGACUUACACGCCCUGCAGUAGGCCCGAUCUCGGUAAUACGUACAGGCCAAUUCUACCCAAUAAUACGUAUUUACGUGGGCACGGGACAAUUACCACUUGCAACCCUUCCAGAUCCACUUUAAGUGCCUGUCGUGACGGCGUUUUGCAGUCACAUUCCGAGAACGUGGCGCGGGAAAUAAAUUCUGAGCCAUGGAUCUAGUUAACCAGUAUGCAUAGCCCUCCUCCUCCCUUUCAUACACCUUGAACUUCGAGAACUUAGGCCUCAUGGAUUCUCCAAAUGGUGCUAUUCCCAAGAAGCCGCGCAGUUGGAGUAGAAGUUUGCCCUUUUUAACUGAUAUUUUGGGAAACAGUCUCAGCGACCGACUACUCUUCGCGGUACCCAAAAAGGGCCGCCUUCACCAAGCCUGUCUCGACCUCCUCCAUGGCUCCGAUAUCCAGUUCCACCGUCACUCGCGCCUCGAUAUCGCACUCGUAAAGAAUCUCCCCAUUGCCCUCAUCUUUCUCCCCGCCGCCGAUAUCCCCACCUUCGUUGGCGAGGGUCGCGUUGAUCUUGGUAUAACCGGGCAGGACCAGGUCGCAGAGCAUGAGUGCGUAGUGCCGCCCACCGAAACCACGGGCGUCACCGAGGUGCUCGACCUGGGCUUCGGCAAGUGUUUGCUGCAGGUCCAAGUGCCGGAGAAGGGUGUGCUGGCGGAGCCGCAAGACCUGAUUGGGAAGAACGUCGUUACAAGCUUCACGAACCUGACGGAGCAAUACUUCAGGAGGUUAGAGAGGUUACUGGCUGAGCAGACAGGAAAUGCCUUCGACGCCGCAUCGCCGCUCAAGACCAAGAUUAAGUACGUUGGUGGAAGUGUCGAGGCUGCGUGCGCUCUGGGUGUUGCAGAUGGUAUCGUCGACCUGGUUGAGUCGGGAGAGACUAUGCGCGCGGCAGGCUUGAAAGCUAUUUCUACAGUCAUGUCAACCACAGCUGUGCUCAUCAAGUCGAAACACCCUUCGAACCCUGAGCUGGUGGAUCUUAUAACAGCCAGAAUCAAGGGCGUCAUCACCGCCCAGAAGUACGUCCUCUGCACAUACAACAUCGAAAGGACCAGGCUCGAGACUGCGAUGAAGAUUACUCGCGGAAGGCGCGCUCCUACCAUCACCACCCUGGAAGAGGAAGGCUGGGUCGCCGUCCAGGUCAUGGUGGAGAGGAAAGACAUCGCCGUGGCUAUGGAUCGACUCACCGCUGCGGGAGCGGAGGAUCUGAUGGUCAUAAAGCUGGAGAACUCUCGAACGGGUUCAGGAUAGGCGGUUAUAUAUGAUGUCAUCAAUACAAUACAGAUAAAAG